Messenger RNA from Acanthosepion pharaonis, 474 nucleotides. The record is from the annotation of a GenBank genome assembly. NCBI's taxonomy places the organism in Eukaryota, Metazoa, Mollusca, Cephalopoda, Sepiida, Sepiidae.
AUGGCAGGUCAUACGGCCGGCGAUCCGUUGGAGUGCUAUAGCAUUCCUAUUGUUCUUCAUAAAGAGCCAGAACGAGAUGACCAUGGUAACCCUGUGGUGGGUACAGAUGGUAAACAGAAAUACCGUUGUGGUUUUCGAAUUGGGGGUGGGAUAGACCAAGACAACACAAAAAGUCCUCAAGGAUACCCAGAUAAAGGUAUUUAUGUGACAUUUAUACAUGAAAAUGGCCCUGCAGCCAGAACUGGUCUUCAGGUGCAUGAUAAGAUCCUUCAGGUAAAUGGUCAUGAUUUGACUGUAGCAACUCACAAAAAGGCUGUGGAGUACAUACAACGGAAACCUGUUUUGAAUAUGCUGGUUUAUAGGAAAGGGGUACCACCAUUGCAGAAGUCACCCAACCAACAACAGACUCAGUUCCAGGCCUACAACCAGCAGGAGUACUCUCCUCAAGCACAAUACCAACAACGGCAAUACUGA